AGGAACAACUCCAUAGUCUGCUUCUGGCCUCCAUACGUCAUUACCGUCGACACAUGUCCCAGUAUUUUAUGAGGAGUGCCGCCCGCUUUCCAGGCCACCUUUUCCCAGAAGGCUCACCGAUGCCCCUGUAUCCAGUAGUCCCAUCAGCGUCCUCGGGCCCAACUUCACUCGUGCGAAUGGCCUGUCAUCCUGACAAAUUGCCGAGUGGACUGCAGCACACACCUGGAGCCGCCUCCUCUUGCGAUUCCUGGCCUGUUCGUACUGCCGCUGUCUUUCCUUUAUCGGGGGUAUCUAAUUUAACGUUGGAGGGCCUAUCUAUUGGCUGCUUCGCGGCGACGUGGAACUCGACUCCUCCAAUUGCGUCGUGCUCCUUUUCGCGUUUCCCGGUCGACAUUUAGGGCAUUUAGGGAGGAUGACCCCGGCCAGCCCGCACUUGUAGCAAAACAGGUUACGCACGGCCGACUCACACUCAAAAUAGGUGUGACCCGGCUGAGCGCAAUUCCAGCACUUCAGCUGGGUGCGGUCGCCUCCGGAUUCCCUCGUCCUAUGGACAGCAUCCAAUGCCUCGGUCUGUUCCUCCGGGUCGU
Messenger RNA from Drosophila miranda, 587 nucleotides. RefSeq lists its product as uncharacterized. The coding region runs from base 54 to 398 and encodes 114 amino acids. NCBI's taxonomy places the organism in Eukaryota, Metazoa, Arthropoda, Insecta, Diptera, Drosophilidae. The record is from RefSeq and is a predicted model, not a curated record. The transcript has 3 exons.